AUGGCGCCGCAGACCGCGUAUGAGCUAGCAAAGUCAUGCAUAGCCCAAUUAUUAAUUUGACACAUAGGGUACAAUGAUUCGUUUUCAUCAGAAGCAUGUCGACGAUAGAUUUAGUCAAAAUCGCGCACGUUUUCUUUUAACCAUCACGGCUCUUGGGCGCGUCCUGUGCUCUGCAGUAUCCACCUAAUUUUGCUACUCGCGCACUGCUCGCAUCCAGAGGGGAGGGAUCUAAGGCUAGAGGGACCCUGCCUCGCGCAGCCUCCGCAAAUCUGUCCGUCCCGUUUGGACGACGAGAAAGGUGAUCGAGGUGGUGACACCGGAGUUCGAGGCGAUGGCAGCCGAUGGAGGAUACCAGGAAACAGUGGAUCAUUACCGAGCCGAGGUGGAAAGGCUUACCCGGGAGCUCGCUGAGGCAAACAAGGAGAAGAUUCGGGCGGCGGAAUGCGGUCUGGUGGUCCUGGAGGAGAAUCAGAACCUGAAGCAGCAGUACGCGGAGCUGGAGUCCGAGCAGGAGACGCUGAAACAGGAGCUGGAGCAACUGCAAGAGGCGUUUGGCCAAGCAUACUCAAACCAGCGCAAGGUGGCAGCAGACGGUGAGACGAAUGAGGAGAAGCUGCUGCAGGAGUAUGCGUCCAGAGAGGCUUACUACAUGGGCCGCCUGCUAGAGCUGCAAGCAGAGCUCAAACUGAGCCGCUCUGUCUGCUCCAAUGCCCAGGCCGAGAGCGAGCGCCUCAACACCCUGCUCCAGGAGCUCAAAGAGAGUAAUGAGAUGCUGGAGCUGCAGAGGAGUAGGUUGAAGGAGGAGGUGCGGGAGUAUAAGUUCAGGGAGACACGACUACUGCAGGACUACACUGAGUUGGAGGAGGAGAACAUCACCCUACAGAAACUGGUCUCCACGCUCAAACAGAACCAGGUUGAGUAUGAGGGUCUUAAACAUGAAAUCAAAGUAUUGGAGGAGGAGACAGUACUACUGAACAGUCAAUUGGAGGACGCGCUGCGUUUGAAAGACAUCGCUGAGGGCCAAUUAGAGGAGGCCCUGGACUCUCUGAAGAGUGAGAGGGAGCAGAAGAACAUCUUGAGGAAGGAGCUGGCCCAGCACCUCAGCCUGAGUGACAGUGUGUAUGGGGCCACCACCCACUUAGCCAUCUCCGCUGUGGAGGGAUUUAGGCUUGUGGAGGAGGCUGCCACUAACAGUACCUCCAUCUCUACCCCUAGCCCCAAAAAUGAGGACAGUAACAGGGGUAAUGGGUGUAAUGGCCUUGGGCCAAAGGUAACCGGUGACUUUCACCGGCCCACUGGGCGGAUGGGAGAAGUGCUGCACCCUGUAUCUGAUCUGUUCAGCGAACUCAACCUGUCUGAGAUCCAGAAACUGAAACAGCAACUCUUACAGGUGGAGCAAGAAAAAGCAGCCUUACUGACCAACCUGCAGGAGUCCCAGACACAGCUCCAGCACACGCAGGGAGCCCUGACUGAGCAGCACAGUCACGUCAACCGCCUCACGGAGCGCGUCAAUACUAUGAAGCGUCUCUGUAGCGACAAGGAGUUGGAUGCCAAAGAAACAGAGAAAGGGGACACUUCAAAUGGCUGCCGAGAGUACGAGAUAGGUAUAAACGGCUUUGAGAUACUGGAGUGUAAGUAUAAGGUAGCCGUAACAGAAGUCAUUGACCUGAAAGCUGAGCUGAAGGCUCUGAAGGAGAAGUAUAACCAGUGUGUGGAGAGUCAGUCAGAGGACUGCAGUCGCAGUGAGGGGAAGCUGCAGCUGCUUGACGAACAAGUGGCAUCUCUGGAGAAGGAGGGCCAGGAGAACCGGGAGCAAAUCAGCAGCUUGGAGGCAGAGUUAAAGAGCGCCUUGGCCAUUGCCUAUGAGAGCCAGGGCAUGCUGAACACUGCUCAGGAUGAGCUAGUUACUUUCAGUGAAGAACUGGCCCAGCUGUAUCACCACGUCUGCUUAUGCAACAACGAGACACCCAACCGCGUCAUGCUGGACUAUUACCGCCAGAGUCGUGUCACGCGCAGUGGCAGUCUGAAGGGCAGCGAUGACCCACGAGCAUUGCUGUCACCCCGCCUUGCCCGCCGCCUUGCAGCUGCUAGCUCCUCCGACUCCUCUAGGGCUCCCCAUGACUCGGCCUUAAAGGAGCCCCUGGGGGAUGGUGGAAGAGGGGAUUCACCCAGCCAGCAGAGCCCCAACAGAACCCCGUUUGGUUCCCCAGUGAACAACACCUCAACUUCAUCUGCCCCAGAAGCAAGUGGGGACCUUCGCAAGGAGCCCAUGAACAUCUACAACCUGAACGCCAUCAUCCGAGACCAGAUCAAGCACCUGCAGAAGGCCGUGGACCGCUCUCUGCAGCUAUCGAGGCAGAGGGCUGCUGCUCGGGAACUGGCGCCCAUCUUCGACAAGGACAAAGAGGCCUGUAUGGAAGAGAUCCUCAAGCUCAAGGCCCUUCUCAGCACCAAGAGAGAGCAAAUCGCCACUCUGCGCCUUGUCCUUAAAGCCAACAAACAGACUGCAGAGGUGGCGCUGGCCAACCUGAAGAGCAAGUACGAGAAUGAAAAGUCAAUGGUGACUGAGACGAUGAUGAAGCUAAGGAACGAGCUGAAGGCACUGAAGGAGGAUGCAGCCACCUUCUCUUCCCUCAGGGCUAUGUUCGCCACCAGGUGUGAUGAGUAUGUUACUCAACUGGACGAGAUGCAGCGGCAGCUGGCGGCAGCUGAGGAUGAGAAGAAGACACUGAACUCUCUACUGCGCAUGGCUAUUCAGCAGAAGCUGGCCCUCACCCAGCGCCUAGAAGACCUGGAGUUCGACCAUGAGCAGUCCCACCGUGGCCGAGGGGGAAAGGUGGCCAAGACAAAGAGCAGCCCUCCCAAAUCUCUUGUAGAUUGUCAGCAGUCUGCUGCAUCAGUACCGCCACUCUCCCCACAAGUGAAACGUGGGAAAGCAUCUCCAGUUCGCAGUCCAAACACUGUGAUCACUCUUCGAGAGGACCAGCUACCAGAGCUCAGCUCCAGGCUCUCCUGUGACCCUUUCAACUGUUUGGCACAUCAAUCUCAUCUUCAAAGCCAUUAGCCCCUCCCUACAGUCUCAUCUACCCAGGCAUUAGCCCCACCCGCCAAAGGCCUCUCUCCUCCUAUCACUCCUUUUUGUCCAUCAUACUUUGACAAGAAUAAAAAAAAACCAGGGGACAAAGCUUUCAAAGAAACACCCAUCCAAUCAGGUGCUCCUCUUUCUGUGACCUCAGAAGGACCCUCCCUCUUUUAAACUCACACUGGAGGGCCUGAACUAGGAUGCACUUUUUUAUUCUCCUUGAAAAAAAAAAAAAAAAAUCUCUCAAUGAAAAGUGUUAUAUAAAUAUUAUUGACUAUGGCCUAUUUAACAAUUUAUUUAUCAGUCUAGUUAUUUGUUUAUUGUUUUCUAUUUACUUGAAAAUUCUUGCACAAAAGCUUUGCUUGUUUGGUUUUAUUUUUCUUUUGAAACACGUGCAGCUUUGCUGUGGAUGUUAAAUUUGCCUUUUUAAGAACUUCAUCUCAAUAAUUAAAAUAUUGUUUGAUUAAGUGCUUUAAUUUGAUUUGCCUGAGAUUUCAUGUGAUUUUAAUUUCUAAAAUUUGCAUUGAGACUGGAUUGUAGCAAAGGAGGAGUGUGUUCCAGAAAGUGUUCAGAGUGUGUCCUAACUGGCCAUUUAAUGGUCAUGUAAUGUCCAUGCAACGGUCAGGUAAUGAUCAUGUAAUGGUCGUAAAUUAUGCAUAAGAAACUGGUUUGACUUUUAGACAAUGAGCCAAACAAAAAGCUCCAAGUAAUUCCAGAGUGUAAUAAAUGUAGUUUUCAGCAUGUAUGGACACAACCCUAUAUAUUUUACUCUGCAGUGCUUGAGUGACAAUUAAUUUUGACUUAAUUAUGAAUCUUCCCAAGGUGGUGUUUCCAUUACGGUGUUAAUAUUGUCAAAUUUAAUUCAAUCUGUUGUGGCUAUUUACAGAUUGUUUUUAUUUUAAUUUUGCAACACAUCCUUUAAAAAGUUUAUAUUUUAUACAUGUUCUCUUUUCACUGCUGAAAUAGUGGAUUUGUGGGUGUGGAGUUUGACUGCUACUAUAACACUGAAAUAGAUGAUGGGCUGAUUAAGAUGGUGAGCCAGAGCAGGCCCUGAUGGCCCUGUGCUGGAUUACUGGGACACAAAGACUGCUUUUACAUCUGCAAGUCCUGAUGGCACCCCAAAAGGCUAGUGCAGACUUUCAAAGCUUUUGCAUCAUGUUCACACCAAAAAGGUUACGAUGUUAUUAUGGGCGUCCUGAACUCCCCAGUCUGUCUGUCUUGUGCUCACUCUCCUCUAUAUACCCUCAUGACAUAAGCACAAACAUAAUCUGUGUACUACAAUAAUAGUCUGUUCAUUUGGCCGUGUUGCAUUGUUAAACAUACCAGCAGAACUAUUUUCAAUACUCCCUUACAAAAUGCUAAUAAUAGUAAUAAAUGGCCCCACAGUUAGUCAACUGUUAAACUUUUGAUUGACUGCCACUUCCUCAGUUCAUAAGUAGCUGUUGAUGAAGUGGAAUAAUAUUGAAUUUUCUAAUGCUCUACUGACACUCAAAAAAGAGGUUAUAGGAUCAAUGGCCCUAUUCACAUGUCUUCCUAAUGUGUAAGGUAUCACAUCUCUUAGUUUACAUGGAAGGUUGUUAAUCAUUCUCUAUAAGAUGAUUGGCUUCAACUUGAAAUAUUGUGGUUGGUUGAUUUACAUCUGAAGGUAACUCAAGUGAUAUGCACUAAACAGGACAAUCAGCCUUCUUGUUUCUGGUGAAAACAUAGCUGUGACAGCAGGACAUUUUUUUUUUAUUUUGUGUGUGUAUGAGUUCAAUUGUUAUGACUUAUCUCUGUUCAUGGAAUAAAAUACGAUAUUAAGAUUCAAA
Electrophorus electricus (electric eel) is the source of this 4890-nucleotide messenger RNA. RefSeq names its product bicaudal D homolog 1a (gene bicd1a). The record is from RefSeq and is a predicted model, not a curated record. Lineage: Eukaryota; Metazoa; Chordata; Actinopteri; Gymnotiformes; Gymnotidae. Gene Ontology annotation, biological process: regulation of microtubule cytoskeleton organization; positive regulation of receptor-mediated endocytosis; microtubule anchoring at microtubule organizing center. Gene Ontology annotation, molecular function: dynein intermediate chain binding; dynactin binding; dynein complex binding. Gene Ontology annotation, cellular component: cytosol; Golgi apparatus.